This is a messenger RNA of Salmo salar (Atlantic salmon), 5790 nucleotides long. The record is from RefSeq and is a predicted model, not a curated record. Lineage: Eukaryota; Metazoa; Chordata; Actinopteri; Salmoniformes; Salmonidae.
GAUAGCGCGAGCCGGGACAGCUUCUUUCCCACUGCAUGUCUGCGCAACGUUGGCACUGCUCACUACUGCGCGUCCCUCCUGAAAUCGAAUCAUAGGCUACGCGAGGAAGAGAGAGUGCAAGCACCGCCACCAAAUCAAAGAAGCUGUGGCAAGAGAAAGAGAGAGUGCAAGCACCGUCACCAAAUCAAAGAAGCUGUGGGCUAGAGAGAGCGAAACGCCCUAAACCUGAUGCCUUUCUCCUUCACUUCACCGUAUUUCUGUAACUUGUUCGGUAUGUGUGACCACUGGAUACGCUUUUUGUCGUCAUGCAUCACCACGUACAAGAAGAUGCCUCCGCCGGUACCGCCGCGCACCACCCCGCCCAAGCCCUUCAUCUCCAUCACGGCCCAGAGCAGCACCGAUUCGGCCCAGGACGCCUACAUGGACGGGGGGUCAGGCCCCCGGACCCACAUCAGCACCUCCCAGCCCGGCCUGUCCAACUCCAGAGAGAGCAUCGACAGUAUGAAGGCCCUGACGGCAGCUAUCGAGGCAGCUAAUGCCCAGGUCCACGGCCCAGCCAGCCAGCAUGUCACCAACAGCACCAUCACCGCCACCAACAUUGCCUCCACCGACAGCAAGAGAGACACCCUCCGGAAGUGCCUCUCCAUAGGGAUACAGGUGGAUGGACCAGAGGAGGUUGGGGGGACAGAGGAGCACUCCAAAUUCCAAUCAGUAGGCAUCCAGGUGGAAGAGGAGAGAUGUUACCGCAGGAUGACCAGGUCCAACAGUGUGACCACGGCGGUCCAAGCCGACCUAGACGACCCUGACUACUGUCCCGUCGACGCCCCAGAGAUGGUGAUACGCCACUCGGCCACCAUGCCCCGCCAGUACUCCCGGGACGCCGCCACCUCCACCGUCUCCAUCCAGGGCUCGGGCAACCACUACCACGCCCUGACCGUGGAGGAGUACGGCGAGGUGGGUUUGGACCCAUCCAUCCUGCCCCCGCCAGACCCCUGGAUGGACCAGGUGGAGGACCCCAUGGAGGUGGUGGGGGGACGGGGGUUGAUGUGUUCCAGGGACGGGAGGUGGUUCCUUAAGCUUCUUCAGGCCGAGAUGGAGCGCAUGGAGGGCUGGUGCCGGCAGAUGGAGCAGGACGAGAUGGAGAACGAGCUGCCGGAGGAGAUACUGGGGAAGAUCCGCAGUGCAAUAGGGAGUGCCCAGCUGCUUAUGUCUCAGAAGUUCCAGCAGUUUCGGGAGCUGUGUAAGGAGAAUCAGAACCCCAAUUCCCACCCGAGGCCCAGUUCCCAGGACCUAGCAGGCUUCUGGGACAUGCUGCAGCUCUCCGUCGAGAACAUCAGCCUGAAAUUUGAUGAGCUCCACCAACUCAAAGCCAACAACUGGAAACCCCUGGACCCCCCAGAGAUAAAGUGAGCUGGGUUUUGAGAAGUCAGUCUACCUGCCAUGCACCUUGGGGCCUAGCUGACCUCGCUGGCCGUUCUUACCCUACGCACAUGGCCGCCUACCUACAGCCGUGCACUCUCACAAAAUGGCCGCCACAGCCAUCAACCAUAACCUCACUCAAGUGAACCCUGUUGCAUGCUCUCACACCAUGCAAACUCCAACAAAAUGCUGAUGUCAUGCGCUCUCUAACCCCUCACAAAAUGGCUGACAUUGUGCCCCUACUGCCAGAGGCACAGAGGAUGGCCUGUAACUGUAGUUGUUUGUCCUCCCCCGUCCAUCCAGGAGAGAAGGUUUGCCCCUCCAGUGCCAAAGAAGCCCCACAAGGGCCACCCUCCCUUGGCCAGGGACCGUUCUCUGGAGAGCUCCGAGAGACAGCGGCUGGAGGCUCGCAAACGCCUGCUGGCCGCCAAGCGGGCCCUCUCGGUCCGACAGAGCUCGGUCACCGAGAGAGCAGCAGACAGUAUCGAGAUCUACAUCCCAGAGGCCCAGACCAGAUUAUGAGAUACACACACAGACAUAGAUACACACACACACACAGCCAGAGACACACACACAAACCAACACACCUACAAAGGCGCACACACAAACACACACACACACACCGAGUGACACUGUCAAGACACUCAUCUGCACUGAAUGGCGAGGGUAGGGUGCUUGUAAUAUAAUCACAUUUAUCGACUUCCACAAAAACGGUCACAGCAGCCGGUGGAGUGAGAAUAUUGUAUAUUUAUUAACUUUUCCUCUUCUCUCCAUUUGAACCUCUCCUUGAACUUUCAGAUUUUCAUGUAGCUCCCCCCACUCCUUACUCCCAAAGAUGUUUCUUCUUGUGAUGGCAACUCUUCUUACCGAUGUUCCACCAACCAAAAGGCCUGUUGUCACCCAAACAGGUAUACCAGUACCACAGUAAUGAUGCAUAAUGUAUAAUAUUUCUGAUUCAUUGGAACAGAAGGGAGGUUAGGGAGGGAGGGGUAGUGUACUAGUGGGUAUAGACCGAGCGCUGUCAAGGCACACUAGCUAAUCCUGUUGGGUGUCAGACAGCCUGAGACAGUUGCUUGUGUCCCACAUGACACCCUAUUCCUUAAAUAGUCCACUACUUUUGUGCGUUACCUGGUCAAAAGUAGUGCACCACAUAGAAAACAGGGUGCCAUUUGGAAUUCAGGCCAGCCUCUCUCCUCUGGUGACCCUGGGGGAGGCUGUUAUUGUGACUCACAACACAAUGACAGCAGACAAUAGAGAAACCCAGUCUCUACUCCCCUGUUGAAUGCUACUGUCACAGCAUUUCUAACACACACAUGCACACGCACCCACACACACACCUGUUCUCGAGAGAGGUAAUUGACCUAAACCUGUUUGAGUAGUUAGGAGAGAACACCUGAGACAUAUCUAAGGCCUUCUGGAGACACAGUACAAGGCAUCAAGACAUCUAUGUAGCAGCGACCAUUGCAACUGUCAGUUUUAAAUUGAUUUAGGAGUCAAUUCGAUGUGACUUGACUUAGUCAUGCAUUGAUGUCAAUGGGAGACUGAGUACAAAUCUAAGUAUAACUUAGGAUUCGCCUCUUAUUAUUGAAAUCCAGGCAACAGCAGAUCUAUAUCUCUUGGCAUUGAAAUCACACACAAAAAAAAAAAACAUUUUUGUCAAAGAAACAAUGAUUGGUUUUGAUGCAAUGAUUUUAAUCCAACACCUAUGAACACCUAGAUGUUCUAUUGGCGCCACCUACUUUUAUCACUCAUUGUUUUGUUAUUGUAUUUAAAACCGCAAAGCCGAGAAACUUUGUGCAGUAGCUGAAUCAACACAGUCGGAAGGUGUUCAAUGUAGACAAUAAUAUCAAUGUGCAAAAAUGACUUUCAAUUGUAAAAUCAAAACCUUUUAUAAAAUGGGAUUUGGGUAAAAGGAGUAGCGUAGUGAUUGAUAGUAUUUACCAAUAAUCAAUACAGGUCUUUGUAGAGUAACCCCCCAAAAAAACUCAAAACAAGAAAGCCAGUAUGUGUCGGACAAUUACACUAUUCUUCCUGUUUCUCCAAAUGCAGUCUGUCCAGUUGGAGGAACAGUGGCUUGAUUCUGCUGCACUCUAUGUCUGACCUUUAUGGGUUAUAGGUCACAGGGUCACGUCAAUCUGUCUACCCCCAGAUGUGGUAGGAUUCUGGGGGCCGACAGCGCCAAUCCUGCCUGGCAGUCAGGUAUGGAGGUAGGUGGGCUCAUGACAAGCUCUCAGAGAGAGGUCAGUGCUGCGAAAUCAGUGUCUGCCAGAAAAAAAAAGUGCUGAUUUAGUGUGUGUGUGUGUGUGUGUGUGUGUGUGUGUGUGUGUGUGUGUGUGUGUGUGUGUGUGUGUGUGUGUGUGUGUGUGUGUGUGUGUGUGUGUGUGUGUGCGUUUGCAGGUGUAUGUGUGUAUGGGAGGAUAUGUGUGUUAAAGUGUUUCUGAAGUGCUUCCUAUUCUUCAAGGUCCAAACGGGCCUUUCUUUUCACUAUGUACAGUAUGUGUCCCAAGCGGCACCCCGUUGCCUAUAAAAUUCACUACUGUUGACCAGGGCUCAUAGGGCUCUGGUCAAAAGUAAUGCACUAUGUAGGGAAUAGGGUACCAUUUGGGACGCAAGCCUGUGACUAACGUAGCAGAAGCAACAUACUGUUAGUACUCUCCUAAACAGGCCCUGCCUAUCAUUUUCAACGGAGCGAUAUAUGCCUGUACAAAGACAUUAACUGAAGAACAUAUUGCUACAUUGUACGCAUGCUGCCACGAGCUAAUUGAUAUGUUGUCAUCUCCUUCUUGUAGUUUUUUUACUUAUUUUAUUCUGUUUAUCAUAUUGUGCUGAGAAUAUCAUUUGUCCCUAAGGAGAAAAAAAAAUUGCCUAAUACUGAUGUUCCUUUACUUUAAGGCACCCUUUAUGAAGGAUACCUUAAUGCAGUGUUUCCGUCGUUGUACAUGACAAGGUAUUUUGUUAUUCUAUCAAAAAAGGGACAGUGGGAGUUAUUUUCUUCUUACAUCUAUGUACUGUCUCAGCAUCCAAGCUGACCUGCAACCAUUUGAAAGUAAUAGGAAAAUAAUAUAGUGUUUUAAGUUGAAUGGUGUUUUAUAUCCACUAUUUAUGUAUUCAUCCUCAGAAAAAGAUUAUUACUGUUUAUUAUUAAUAUUAUUAUUAUGCACUGAUAAGGCCCUUAUGCUGUGUUUAUUGAUUAUUAUGAUUCUCUUUUUUGCUCUAUGAAAUGAAAGACACCUUUUAUUCUGUUUCAGUAAUCAGCCUUAAUUUAUAAUGUGAUAGUCGAGCACAAAUCAGCCUCAGGGGAAGAAAAAUACAUUGUGUGUGUGUAUGUAUGUGUGUGUGGGGGGGGAGUGUGUGUGUGGAACCCAUGAAAAGGCUUUGUCUCAUACGGUAAAUAUACCCAGUCAACAGGGGGUGCGUCCCAAAUGGCACCCUAUUCCCUACAUAGUGCACUACUUUGUAUGGAAUAGGGUGCCAUUGGGGAUGCCUGCCUGAACAUUACAGGUCUGUGGUUUAACGGUUUAGAUCAACUUCUCGUGAUUGAUUCCUUCGUCAAAAGACAGUUGCUACGUCUUCUCUGCAACUCCAAUCAGUUUGCAUUUUCUUCAUAUGAAGUCAGCUACUCGUAUGGGUGAGACAAUCUUGAACACAUGGUCUUGGUUAUAAACGUUUAAGGUGUGUGGGUGUUAUUAAGCUAUAUUGAAACUGGUUUGACAUAGUUAGCGUUUUGUGAAAUUGGGUAACUGUUACUAACAAGGACAAAAUUCCUGCGAUCCACAUCUAUGAGAAACAUGUUCAUGACUGAAGUUCAGAGAAAAGUCCAAUUUGAUUGUGAUGGAGCGCAUGUGAUGAAGUAACUCUGCUGUAUGAUAUUUUUUAUUUUUAGUAACAAUGUAUUUUAGAGAGAAUAUUCAAAAGGUAACAAGAGUAUGUACCUUUUUGCCCAUUAGGUUUUAAGGUAAUUUAAUAUAAAUCGUGAUGCUCUUUAUAUUUUUAUUUCACCUUUUUAUUAUAAUCAAUUCAAAUGUCAGUCAAAUGAUGACGUUAUUUACGGUUAUUAUAGUAACAUAUCAAAACCCUGACAUUGCAGGGUGAUUACAGGAGGUGGUAAAGAAUGUUGGAUUGUGGGAAAUGCCAAACUCAAGACUUUAACCAAUCCUGGAGGAUGCUUGUGAUGUAGUCCAUGUAUAGGCAUAAAACCAUUCAAAUUAACAUUUGUAAAUAAAUGAAUGUUUCCCUAUGUAAAUGUAAAAACAAUCCAAAAACAUAUUAGGCAGAUAUACAUUUUGUAAUUAAUGUUAUUACACUGUUGAUGUUAUGGCAUGUGUACGGAACUAGAUCAGCAUUAAAAACCUUGCCAUCAUCAUACGCUAA